Molecule: messenger RNA, 2997 nt
Organism: Metarhizium acridum CQMa 102
Lineage: Eukaryota; Fungi; Ascomycota; Sordariomycetes; Hypocreales; Clavicipitaceae
Product: lumenal Hsp70 protein
Biological process (GO): endoplasmic reticulum unfolded protein response
Cellular component (GO): endoplasmic reticulum chaperone complex
Molecular function (GO): ATP-dependent protein folding chaperone; ATP binding
Source: RefSeq, a predicted model, not a curated record
AUGGCGAAUUCGCGACCAUCGCCUCUGACGAUGCUCCUCGGAGCUGUCGUCUUCUUCUGUGCCAAUGUCUUUGCGGCGGCUGCCGUCCUUGGUGUCGACCUUGGAACCGAAUACAUCAAAGCCGCCCUGGUGAAGCCAGGCACUCCCCUCGAGAUUGUCCUGACCAAAGAUUCCCGGCGAAAGGAGACCUCUGCAGUUGCAUUCAAACCAUUCCCGAGUGGCCCCAAGGCUGCCCAGUUCCCCGAACGACUAUACGGUGCGGAUGCCAUGGCAGUCGCCGCUCGAUUUCCCGACGAAGUUUACCCCAACCUGAAGACGCUCCUCGGCCUUCCCAUCGAGGAUGCAUCGGUUAAAGAAUAUGCAGCACGUCACCCAGCUUUGCAGCUACAGGCUCAUAGCACACGCGGCACAGCUGCUUUCAAAACCAAGACACUGACCCCCGAAGAAGAUGCAUGGCUGGUUGAAGAGCUGUUGGCCAUGGAACUCCAGAACGUACAAAGAAACGCCGAGGCGACAGCCGGUCACGGCUCUUCUGUGCGAUCCGUCGUACUCACUGUCCCCUCCUUUUACACUGUCGAGGAGAAGCGCGCUGUUCAACUGGCCGCCGAAUUAGCAGGCCUCAAAGUCCUCAGCUUAAUCAGCGAUGGCAUGGCUGUUGGCUUGAACUACGCUACUAGUCGCCAGUUCCCUAACAUUAAUGCAGGCGAGAAGCCCGAGUACCACAUGAUUUUCGACAUGGGAGCCGGUUGUACCACAGCCUCUGUUCUACGCUUCCAAAGCCGUACUGUCAAAGAUGUCGGGAAAUACAACAAGACUGUCCAGGAGAUCCAGGUCCUUGGUAGCGGCUGGGACAAGACCCUUGGUGGUGACUCCCUCAACUAUCUGAUCAUGGAUGAUAUCAUUUCACAAUUUGUUGAAACAGAGGCAGCAAAAAGCGUUUCUGCCACGGCCCAGGGUGUCCGGUCCCACGGACGGACAAUGGCCAAGUUGGCCAAGGAAGCCGAGCGACUGCGACACGUUCUCAGCGCCAAUCAAAACACUCAAGCUAGUUUUGAGGGGCUCUACGAGGAUGUCGACUUCAAGUACAAGAUCACCCGUGACAACUUUGAGACCAUGUCUGGGGCUCACGCUGAGAGAGUUGAAGCCGUCAUCAAAGACGCCAUGAAGAUGUCUGGUAUCGAAUUGAGCGACUUGACUUCCAUCAUCUUGCAUGGAGGUGCCACUCGUACUCCGUUUGUUCAGAAGGCUCUUGAAAAAGCUGCUGGCUCUGCUGACAAAGUACGGCCCAGUGUUAACUCUGAUGAAGCUGCCGUGUUUGGUGCCGGUUUCCGCGCCGCUGAGCUGAGCCCCAGCUUUCGAGUCAAGGAAAUCAGGAUCUUUGAAGGCCCCAUGUACGCUGCCGGUCUGAAGCGUGCGAACGGCGAAAAGCGACAGCGUCUUUGGACCGCUGUCUCGCCUCUGGGAGGUGUCGCGAAGGAAAUAACUUUUAACGACCACAAAGAUUUUGCGCUUUCUUUCUACCAACAAGUUGGUGACAACGACAAGGAUAUCGCUUCAUUGUUGACCAAGAACCUGACUGCUACUGUAGCCGCCAUUAAGGAGAAGUACCCCUCCUGCGUGGAGUCUGAAAUUGUGUUCAAGCUUGGUGUCAAGUUACUUGCCGAAAAUGGAGAAAUCCAGGUCGUCAGGGCUGCUGUAGAAUGCGAGGCUGAAGUAACUGUGAAGGAACGUAUUGUCGAUGGCGUCAAAAACUUGUUUGGCUUUGGAAAGAAGGAUCAGAAGCCUCUCAAAGGCACUGAGAAGAAUGCCGAUUCUAAAGAACCCGAGAGCUCUAAGGAGGCCCCGAAGGAGGGAGCCAAGCCAUCUACCUCGUCUUCAUCCACCACGACCGACUCAUCUACCGCCUACAGUUCGUCCGAGUCGACUGCCCCCAGCGAGGAAGUCAGAGAGGUGAAGCAGAAACAGAUUGUUUCAAUUCCUGUUGAAGUCGUUUUGGAGAAGGCGGGCGUUCCUGCACUAACCAAGUCCGAGCUGGUCAAAGUCAAGAAUAGACUCAAAGCAUUCGCAGCCUCUGACAAGGCCAGAUUCCAGCGCGAGGAGGCUCUCAACCAGCUUGAGGCCUACACUUAUAAGGUCCGAGAUCUCCUGGAGAGAGAGUCGUUCAUCGAGGCCUCGACAGAGAAGGAACGCGCUGACUUGGCUAAACAAUCCAGCGAAAUCGGCGAUUGGUUAUAUGAGGAUGGAGCCGACGCUACUGCGGAGAUAUUCAAAGCUAAGCUGAAGACUCUUCAAGACAUUGUUGUACCUGUACAGACCAGAAUCGAUGAGGCUGAAAAGCGACCUGGGAGGAUCACUGCACUGAAGGAGUCCAUGAAGCGCAUUAGCGAGUACCUUGACUCCAUACACAAGCAAAUCGCAGAAUAUGAGCAGUGGGAGGCAACAGCUGCUUCCACCAGCGCCAGCGGAUCAUCAACGACAUCUGCUUCGGCCGAGACUCCGACAGGCGAGUUUGAUGGUCUAGAGGACGUCGACGCCAAGGACACCAAGAAGGACAAUGAGCCCGAGGAGCAGCCUGGCCCCAUCCCGCCUCUGUUUGACAAAGAGGAACUCAAGGACUUGGAAGCACUUGUCAAAACCACCAAAGAGUGGCUUAGUGAGAUGCAGCCUAAACAAGACAAACUGCCCAUGACUGCGGACCCUGUACUUCUUGUCAAGGACAUUUCCGAGAAGAUCCAAAAGCUUGACAAGGUCAGCAUGGAUCUAGCCCUCAAGGGAGCCAAAAGCUUUGGAGGCAAGGCCAAAAAGGCCGCGCAGAACCUCAAGAAGGGAAAGUCAAAGAAGGGCGAGGGCGCCGAAGAUUUUAAGGGUCAGCGUCUCACAGAAGAGCAACUGGAAGAGAUGUUGGAGAAAAUCAAGGCCAUGGAGAAGGAGAAGAAGCCUGAAAAGACUGAGGAGGAUAAGAAGAGCAGCGAGAAACCAGGGCAUGAUGAGUUGUAG